AUGAGUCGCAUCCGAGACUGGCUUCACCGGAGAGUGGAGAAGAGAAUAACCCGCCAACGGUGGAAUAAGCGGCCGGUAUCUCCUCCGAAGAGUAAAUUUCUCCCAGCGCAGCCUCCUUCGACCGGCAAGAUAGAUGACUACCUCGUAUCCCAUUUCUCUUCAAGUACCUUUUUCAAGCGACUUCCCCCGGAAAUUCGGCGCAAGAUCUAUGUCCAUGCUUUUGGCCGUCGCACGUACCACAUGGAUUUCCGAUAUUCCGGGCCCGACUGCCGUGGUACCGAUCCCAAAUUCCACGCGGGCAUCGAUUUCGUGGCGAACAUGAGCCACGAUCCCGAAACGUCAGAGUCGCAGGAAUGGCGCUGGUGGGGGUCGGUCUGUCAUCGGAGCCCUAAUCAGCCGUGGUUCUACGACUCGUGUCGCUCUGGUCGAGGAGUCUGUUGCACGAUGCCCGGCGUGCCGGCUAUUUGCCGUGUGGGCGCCAUGGGAUGGCUGCUAACCUGCCGACAAGCCCACGCGGAAACCAUCGACUUGCUCUAUUCGAAUAUCUUCUACGUCGAGAGUACCGUGUUGCUUCGCUUUUUCCCCCAGUUGGUCCCCGCGCCUCGCUUGUCUCGAGUCACCGGCCUUCUACUGGAUCUGACCCUCGAGCUGUUCGACGACCGUCUGGUCGGGACGGCCCGAGAUCGCAUCGAAGGUUGGCCCGCUUUCGAUCAAAUAACCUCGGUCCUGGGAUCGGGGACGUUUGGUGAACUGCGGGAAUUGAGUAUCUCCAUCUACGAUUAUACUCCAAAAUCAGAUCCCUUAUCUUCGAAGGAGCUAGCAACACUUGAGCGUUUGCUGAAUAAUUUCGAUUGGCUGCUUCCGAGAAUUGGCUCUGAUUUUCAGAAAUUAGAGAUUAGCAUCACGGCUCCUUUGUAUACAUCUGCAAGGCAAAUAACGGCGCGAGAUGAUGGUUCAGCUCAUGACACAUCGGAAACUGCGAGCUCGACCCGCUUCUGGCGACCUGUACUCCCCCCCAGGCAUAUCGAGAUACCGGAAGUUACAUCGCGAGGUUUUGGCUAUUGGAUCUCUAGGGGAAAGGAAGAGCCGCACUGGUUUCACCAAACAAAUUGUUUUGGCUCAUAA
This is a messenger RNA of Aspergillus affinis, 1125 nucleotides long. RefSeq lists its product as uncharacterized. The record is from RefSeq and is a predicted model, not a curated record. NCBI's taxonomy places the organism in Eukaryota, Fungi, Ascomycota, Eurotiomycetes, Eurotiales, Aspergillaceae. The transcript has a single exon. Bases 1 to 1125 code for a protein of 374 amino acids.